CUGGCAACUCAGAAUAGACGUAGAGCAAAUAAAGGAUUCCGAUUCUGUCUUUGUUGAAAAAAAAAAGCUUUUUCUUUUCCAAGAGGUUCAACAUGGCAGGAGAUCAGGCGCAGUUUUACCAGUUACUAAACAGCUUAUUAUCUGCCGAUAAUGACAUCAGAUCACAAGCAGAAGAAGCAUACAACAACAUUCCCACUGAAACAAAGGUCUUACAUCUGGUUGGAGCAAUUCAAAAUGCAGAUUUGGGAGAUGAUGGGCGGCAAUCUGCAGCUGUUUUCUUACGGCGGUUGCUCAGCGCCGAAUUCUUUGAGUUUUUCCCGAAACUACCAUUUGAGCAACAAACAAUGCUCAGAGAGCAACUGCUUCUUACAUUACAAAUGGAUGUCAGUCAACAAUUGAGGCGAAAGAUUUGCGAUGUAGUCUCAGAACUAGCCAGAAACCACAUAGAUGAUGAUGGUGUCAACCAAUGGCCAGAAUUUUUGCAGUUCAUGUUUAACUGUGCCAGUUCACAAGACUCCAAUAUGAAGGAAGCUGGUAUUAGAAUGUUUACAUCUGUACCUGGAGUAUUUGGAAAUCGUCAAAAUGAAAACUUAGAUGUUAUCAAGCGCAUGCUCCUCUCAGCCCUCCAGCCUACAGAAUCUGAAGCCCUAAGAAUUCAGGCUGUUAAAGCAGUUGGUGCAUUUAUAUUGCUCCAUGACAAGGAGCCAGCAAUACAGAAGCAUUUUGGAGACAUACUACUUCCAUUAAUGCAGGUUGUUGUGCAGUCCAUUGAAAAAUGUGAUGAUGAUUCUGCACUGAAAGUGCUCAUUGAAUUGGCUGAAUCUGCACCUAAAUUUUUAAGGCCUCAGUUGGAAACAAUAUUUCAAGUCUGCAUAAAGGUAGUCGGUCAGACUGAUGGCGAAGACAACUGGCGACAAUUAGCUUUGGAGGCUAUGGUAACUCUAUGCGAAACGGCGCCAGCGAUGGUGCGCAAACAAGUGCCCAACGCCGUCCGUCUGCUGACGCCACUGGUUCUCGAGAUGAUGUGCGAGCUCGACGACGAGCCUGACUGGGCGGUGCAAGACGACGUUGCUGACGACGAUAACGAGAACAAUUACGUCGCUGCAGAGUCUGCUUUGGACCGCAUGUGUUGUGGUUUGGGUGGUAAAAUAAUGCUGGGUUUGAUCGUGGGGCAAGUGCCGGAAAUGUUAAAUUCCGAAGACUGGCGGCGACGACAUGCGGCCUUGAUGGCCGUUUCUUCUGCUGGAGAAGGAUGCCACAAGCAGAUGGAGCAAAUGCUUGAUCAAGUAGUUUCUGCUGUGCUCAACUACCUUACGGAUCCCCAUCCACGAGUGCGUUAUGCCGCGUGCAACGCCGUCGGUCAAAUGUCUACAGAUUUUGCUCCUGUGUUUGAGAAGAAAUUCCAUGACAAAGUUGUGCCUGGUCUUCUCAUGGUACUCGAUGACAACGCUAACCCGCGUGUGCAGGCACAUGCGGCUGCCGCUUUGGUUAACUUCAGUGAAGAUUGUCCAAAACCAAUAUUGACCCAAUAUCUUGACCCAUUGAUGAACAAACUGGAAGUCAUUCUGACUGCCAAAUUCAAAGAGUUGGUUGAGCGCGGUACGAAGCUUGUACUUGAACAGAUCGUCACCACCAUCGCUUCGGUAGCCGACACAGUGGAAAAAGACUUUGUGAUAUAUUACGACAGGCUCAUGCCCUGCCUUAAGUAUAUUAUUGCCAAUGCCAACACAGAUGAGUUGAAGAUGCUACGUGGAAAGACCAUCGAAUGCGUCAGCCUUAUUGGGCUUGCGGUGGGCGAAGAAAAGUUCAUGUCUGACGCGUCCGAAGUAAUGGAUCUGCUGUUGAAGACUCACACGGAGGGCGAACAGCUGCCCGCCGACGAUCCGCAGACCUCCUACCUCAUAUCCGCGUGGUCGCGCAUCUGCAGGAUCAUGGGCAAGAGUUUCGCCCAGUACCUGCCAAUGGUGAUGGAGCCAGUAAUGCGAACGGCCGCAAUGAAACCCGAGGUGGCGUUGCUCGAUAACGAGGACCUUGAAUCUAUCGAGGGCGACCUGGACUGGCAUUUCGUCACCCUCGGGGAACAACAGAACUUCGGCAUCAAGACUGCUGGUCUCGAAGACAAAGCCUCCGCGUGCGAUAUGCUAGUAUGCUACGCGCGCGAACUGAAAGAAGCCUUCGCCGAAUAUGCAGAAGACGUAGUAAAGCUAAUGGUGCCUUUACUCAAGUUCUACUUCCACGACAACGUUCGUACUGCGGCCGCCGAAUCUUUGCCGUACCUAUUGGAAUGCGCGCGUAUUCGCGGCCCUCAGUAUAUACAAGGAAUGUGGGCGUACAUUCUGCCUGAAUUGCUGAAAGCUAUCGAUUCCGAGCCCGAGCAAGAGGUCCAAGUCGAGCUCCUGAACAGCCUCGCCAAGUGUAUCGAGCUAUUGGGCACCGGUUGCCUCUCCGACGAAAUGAUGGCUGAAGUACUGCGCCUCCUGAACAAACUGCUGACUGAACAUUUCGAGCGCGCCACCGAGCGCAGGCAGAAACGGGCCGACGAGGAUUACGAUGAAGUGGUAGAAGAGCAGCUAGCCGACGAAGACAAUGAGGACAUUUACGGUCUUUCUCGCGUAGCGGACGUAUUGCACGCACUAAUGUCCGCGUACCGCGAGGCUUUCUUCCCACACUUGGAUACUUUGUUACCGCACCUGGUGCAAUUACUAGCGCCUUCGCGACCCUACGCCGACCGCCAGUGGGCCAUAUGUAUUUUUGACGACGUCAUCGAGUUUGGAGGUCCCGCGUGCGUUAAAUACCAAGACAUAUUCCUCGAGCCAAUGCUCGCCGGCCUCCAGAGCCCGGAGGCCGAAGUGCGGCAGGCGGCCGCGUACGGGUGCGGCGUUCUAGCUCAGUUCGGAGGCACUCAGUUCGCGGCCGCGUGUGCCCGCGCCGUGCCGUUACUGGCCGCUCUUAUAGCAGACCCCGACUCCAGGGCCGUCGAAAACCUUAACGCCACCGAGAACGCUAUCUCUGCUGUUACCAAGAUCAUCAAGUACAACGCUGCGCAGAUCGACCGCGACGAGAUCAUAAGGCAUUGGUUGACCUGGCUGCCGGUGGUGGAAGACGUGGAGGAGGCGCCGCACGUUUACGGGCUGCUGUGCGAGCUGGCGGCUUCGGGGCACGCGGCGCUGGCCACGCCGGGCGCGCCGCAGCGCGUCAUCGCCGUGCUGGCGGAGGCCUUCCUGCGCGACGCCGUGCCCGCGGGGAACCCCGUGCACGCGCAGAUGACCGCGCUCGUGCGACAAAUCCAGACUAACGCGGAGCUAUUCAACUCGUGCCUGAUGCAGCUAUCCAACGAGCAUAAAGAAGCAUUGCAAAUAGCACUAUCCACAUAGUACGCCCGCUUGUAAUUUAUUGUACGCGACAUUUGCUGCCAUUCAUUGUCCCUCGGCACCCUCUCAUCCGUGGCCAGCCACGCCCCUGUCCCGACAUCAACUUACUCCUACAUGGAAAACCUCCACAUAAUAGAACUCUUGUUUUUAUUAUAAUGUUAUUAUCAUAUAGAUUUGUAUAUUCUCAUUAAAUAUUUCUAUGUGGUCGGUUGUAAUGGUAUCUGUGUCUAUUAAAUUAAUAGUAAAUGGACUGAAAGCAUUUUUUCCUUUAAUGAGGAUUACCUCUGAUCUCUGUAACAAAGAUACAGCUGGGCUAAUUCAAAUUGCUGUGAUAUAUUUUUAUAAUGAUUUUUCAAAUCAUUUCUUUCGAGCUUCAGCUUACAUUAAACUCGUAAUUGACCACAUUCAAAGGUUUCGAAAUCUUUCGAUUCCUCGAAUCCAACAUGUUAACGUAUUGUGUGGUACAAUUGAUCCAAUUAUAUUAGUUUGCCGCAUGCGUAUGAUAUUGCAUGUCUUCUUUUCCGCCUAACUCACUCUUAGCGACUCAAAUUUAACGAGUCAUGUUACUUUCUGUAAUUCAAAUAAAUUAGGAAUAGAAAUUGGAUCAACCGCAUUCAUUUUAUGUUAUCUUUUGCCAUAUUUUCGGCUAGAAUGGGAACUUGGUGGCUGUCUCUCGCAAUGGACGAGAAGUCUGUUUAUAAGAAAUAAUUUUAUUCGAUAAAUAUAAUAAAAUUAUAUAUACAUUUCUUUGUUUA
Molecule: messenger RNA, 4126 nt
Organism: Chilo suppressalis (striped riceborer)
Lineage: Eukaryota; Metazoa; Arthropoda; Insecta; Lepidoptera; Crambidae
Source: the annotation of a GenBank genome assembly